AGAAAGAAAGAAAGGAAAAUUAUGGGGUUCGAAAUAGAGAAAUUCGUAUCUACGGUGGAAGACGAAAAAAAAUGUAAACUCUGCUCGGGUGUUUUGGAAAAUCCUCUUCGCACCCCGUGUGGACAUGUGUUCUGCUCUGGGUGUAUUGUACCGUGGGUCAUUAGGAACGGUUCAUGUCCGGAAAACUGUACUCCGGGUGUUUUUUUACGUCCGGAAAAUCUCGAAGCGGUUGUUCCGUUACAACAAUUGAUAUCCGAUAUGCAGGUAAAGUGUGAGUUUGCUGAUCGUGGUUGUCCUUUGAUAGUACCGCUAACCAUGAUGGUAAACCAUUCGCAAAGUUGCGGUUACCGCCCGCUCUGCUGCCGUAAUCCAGGUUGUUCGAGCGUGGUUAACGCCCGCCAUUUAACCUCACAUGAAUUACACGAAUGCGGGAGCCGUACCGUGGGCAUAUGCGACAAAGGGUGCGACCUUGAGCUGCAACAGAAAUCGGUCGACUGUCACGAAUGUGUGCAAGCCCUGAAGAGCCAUAUUGCCGAGAAGGAAGUGAGAACUGGUGCGCUGGAGGCUGAGAUGCGCCGGCUUCAGGCCAAAUUUACCAAACGAGAGAAAACACUGCUUGAAGAAAUUGCCCUGUUACACAGCGACGUACAAAUACAAGCUUUGAAAUUCCAGCAGAAAUUGAACCUCUAUCGUCUCCAGUUGAAUAAUAUCUCACUAUUGAAUAACAAUAACAAUAAUAAUAAUAAUAAUAAUAACAACAACAACAACAACAACAACAACAACAACAACUGCAAAGACAAUAAUAACUGCAAGCGUUAUAACAAUAUCAACUUCAGUAACAAAUGUAUUGGAACUAAAGACUACGGCAUCGUCACCAUCAACAGCAGCAGCUACUGCAUCGGUGACAGUAGCAGCAACAACGGCGGUGACAAUACCAAGGAAGCUAGCAGUGGAAUCAGUAGUAUUAGUAGUAGUAGUAGUAGUAGUAGCAGCAGCAGUAGUAGUAAUAGUAGUAGUAGUAGUAGUAGUAGCGGCAGUAGUAGUGGCGGUGGUGGCGGUGGUUGUGAUACUAUCAGCAGUAGUUGUAGUAGUGGUAGUAGUGGUUGUCAAUCUAACUAUAACAGUGACCAACAACAACAACAACAAAAGAGUCAAUCGGAGCCGAAAGUGACUCUACUUUUACAGAGGGACAAAGGGGCUCUCGGAUUUAACAUAAUGGGCGGCUCUAACCCUGAGAAAAGUAACAAGAAUGCCUCAGACGGUAUUGUCAUAACACGGGUUAGCGAAGGUGGAGCUGCCAGCAAGAGAGGACUAAAACCUCACGACCAGAUACUUAAGGUAAAUGGACAAGAUCUUUCACAAUCGACUCAUGAAGAAGCUGUCGAAGCUUUUCGAAGUGCAAAAGAACCCAUUGUGGUAGAAGUACUGAGGAGAGCAAACAAGGCUAAAAUGAAAAGUCGGUCUCCAACGAUGGUAUCCGUUGGAACACAGACCGAGGAGGAGAUUUUCUGCAGCAAUGAGAGUCCUCCCACUCCACCACCUGGAUUUUAUGCUUUCAAUGGCUCUGGAUUAUAUCAACCAUCUUCACGACGUCCCGUAGCCUUUUCACCAAGUGCUGAUAUGGGAUUAACGGAUAUUGAAAUGGCUCAUGCAUAUGAAUUUGAAGACCCUUAUUUUGAUGAUGAUCGGGCAUAUGAUAUGGAAUAUGAGGAAGUAAUCCUUCAUCGAGAUAAUAAUGAAAAGUUGGGCCUAACUCUUUGUUAUGGAUCCUUGGACGAUGACAUGACUGAUAUAUUUAUUGGUGAGGUUGAGAGUGAAAGUAUUGCUGCCAAAGAUGGUCGAAUCCACCCUGGGGAUCAAAUUCUGCAGAUCAAUGGUGUUGAACUUCAUGGUCGAAACCAAGCAAUUAAACUUUUUUCAGAGUCCACAUUGGAUAUCUGUCUUCUUGUUGCUCGCCAUCAAAUCCAGGUCACUGCCUGGAAUCGAACUCAGAAUCUUGAGAUGGAUGAUGGAUUUAUGGAUGAGCACAACAUGGUGCUGGAUGAUAUUUUAGAGGAGCAACAUCACGAAAAAAUGCAGUUCAUGGCAGGAAUGCUCAAUGAGGUUCAUAUGGAUGAAGAAGGUGCUACAACAGAUACAGGAAUGACAGAAAAUUCGUGCCUGAAGCUGGAGAAAGAUAGUGGAGUGGGACGUACUGAUGAAAGCACAAAAAAUGAAGAAAGUUCAGAGCAGGAAAACUUUGACGGGGAAAGUGUGUGUCCAGCAAGUUUGCAAUUUGGUACAGAAGGAGAAUUUCGACAACGUCAUGAAAGCUUUACUUCAACAGACCAAGACUAUGUCAGCCAUGAAAUACCUGUUGAUGUAUGUGACAGGUUCCGAGAAGUGCUAGAGGAUCGCUGUGGCAGUCCUCGUAAAGAAAGGAGCCGCAAGGAUUCCCAGGGUAGUAUCAACCGUGAGUUGGCCAUGCUUGAUAAAGAAAUGAAAGAAAUUCAAAUGGAAUGCCAAGAACUUGUCCGUGCACAUAUGAGAGAGCAACAAAAAAUACAGCUUCAACAGAGAGAAAUGUUACGAUAUGAACCACAAAGGAGUCCCCGUAUUGUACCCAGAAUGGGAACAAGAUUGGAGUACAUAAAGCAUACAGGUCUUACCCAUGAGCAAGCAGAGAGCAGUAAUAAUGCUCGCAAAGAAAGCAAUCAAACCCCCAAACUCAUUCCCCAAUCUAUGAUAACUGAUAAAGAGAAGGACCCAGCUACGACUAGUGCCUAUAAUUCAGGUGAGAGCUGUCGUAGCACACCGUUGACCCUCGAGUUGAACCAGGUGUCAGACGACAGCGAUAAAGGACUGCGUAACUCUAUGUUGUGUCUUGUGCCACCAGCUGGCCGAACGUCAGGUAGCGACACAGAAAAGCAGACACAGACACCCACUAAAGCCAAUGAUCAUUCAAGCGAUGACAGUCUGAAAUUUAAAAAGAAUUUAUCUUUUACCCAAAAUUCGUCCAAAGUCAAUCAUAGGUCAGGUAACCUAAAAAGUUGCGAAAGCAUGGGGGAGUCAUUACAAGACAUUUAUAUGCGUUACUCUGAUGUCAUGUACACUAACCAUGCCAAUUUGGAACAUACUAUUGCUAUUCAACAGAAACUUUUCCAACAGCAGCUGGAGCAACGCUCUCGCAUAAAAGGUCAUAGCAGCAGCGGGGGUCGCGGUUCCGAUGGUCAGCAGGGUGAGGCUUGUGCUGGUGCACAAUCAUCUGAUGGCUGCCAAAUGGAAUGGGUGGUGAAGCGUCGGCCAGAUGGUACUCGUUACAUAACACGGCGUCCAAUUCGCAAUAAGAUGUUGAAAGAACGGGCUAAAAAGAUUUCAGAAGAGCGUGCAGGCAUGACAACAGAUGAUGAUGCAAUGAGCGAAUUAAAAGUUGGGCGUUACUGGCCGAAAGAGGAACGUAAGAAACACAUUGAGAAAGCACGUGAUCAGAAACGUAAGAAAGAAUUGAUGAUGAAAGCCAAAAUGGAAACCUUAAAGGAAGAAGACAAAAAAGAGGUGAACAUUCUAGAAUUGAGUCAUAGAAAAAUGUUAAAACAUAAAGGCAAAAAAGUGCUAGAUGAUUUUGUAACUGUACAGGAGAUGUUAGCCCAUGGCAGCCGAGUAGCUGAAGGCAAAACCUACAAUCCUUUACUCUCAGUAACAACUGUGUGAUAAAAAAAAAAAAAAAGACAAAACAAGUUUUAUAGAUAUACAUGCAUACUUACACAUAAAUAUAUAUAUAUAUAUAUAUAUUACAAACACACAUAUACAAUGCAUAUAUACUUACAUAUACACUUUUUAAAAAAGAAAAUAAAACAUGCAAAAACAGACCAAUGGAAACAUAGAAACAGUAUAUAGAAAUUGUAAUAAUUAAACGAAGAGAAAGAAAAAUUUAAACCAUAACAAUCAUAAAUAGUGAAGUUACUUCACUAGGAACAUGGCCAAUUUUGUACGGUCAUUUGAAUUGAUGCCAGUAUAUUACUGGUAUAAAAUAAUGAUAAUAAUAAUGAUGUUGAUCGUUUCUAACACAAAUGCUAAAGUAUCAAUGGAACAGAGCUUCUAAAAGUAAAAAUUUCAAGAAAAAAAAAAAAAAAAAUCAAAUUAAUAUUGCCUGCACAAUAUUAUGCACUGCAUUGCCAAAA
Molecule: messenger RNA, 4160 nt
Organism: Octopus bimaculoides (California two-spot octopus)
Lineage: Eukaryota; Metazoa; Mollusca; Cephalopoda; Octopoda; Octopodidae
Product: E3 ubiquitin-protein ligase PDZRN3
Molecular function (GO): protein binding; zinc ion binding
Source: RefSeq, a predicted model, not a curated record